Molecule: messenger RNA, 1544 nt
Organism: Lucilia sericata (common green bottle fly)
Lineage: Eukaryota; Metazoa; Arthropoda; Insecta; Diptera; Calliphoridae
Exons: 3
Coding region: 12-983 (323 amino acids)
Biological process (GO): regulation of transcription by RNA polymerase II
Cellular component (GO): transcription regulator complex; nucleus
Molecular function (GO): DNA binding
Source: RefSeq, a predicted model, not a curated record
UAUUAAACGUAAUGGACAGAUUACGCUUAAUCGCUGAAGUUCGCCAGAGACCCAUAUUAUGGGAUUUUCACCGUCUAAACAGAUCACGUCAAGAAAUAAAAAACAAAUGGCAAGAUGUUGCCAGUAGCAUGGGUGAUAAUGUUUCAGUGUCGGACUGUAAAAGUAUGUGGAAGCAUUUGCGUAAUGCUUAUUAUGAGGGCAAAAAACGAUGUGGUCAGCGCUUAAGUAAGGAUAAAUCUAUGGGUUUAUAUGAUCCUGCAAAUAAAUAUUAUGGCAACACGCAUAAGUAUGCUAAACAAAUGAACUUUCUCGAAAAGAUUGUCAAACCGGAAAAACAAAAAUUUCAACAUGAUUCUCAAACACAGGAAUUAUACUUGUUCUCAAUAAGAUCUACAAGUUCAAAACCUCAGGAAAGUGAAGCAAAAUCAUAUACGAGUAAUAAUGAACAUACACUAUUAACGCAUGAUGAUACCGAUAAUAUUCGUGUAAAACAAGAGCCUAAAAAUGAAAUCGCAAUGGAACCAUAUCACUUGGACCACAAUGAAAGUAAUUCUGUAAACUCGAACAACUUAAAUGAUCGCGAAAAAAGUGAAAAAGAAUUUAAAUCAAUUCCUAUUAAACAAAAUAAUAACAUUACUGCCGCACCCUCGACGCACUAUAUUAACGAUCCUGAUUAUAAUUUUUUGAUUAGCUUUUCUUCGCACAUGAAAUCAAUGACUCCAUUGCAAAAUUUACAGUUUCGUGCCAAAAUGGCAGAUAUGAUAUUAAAUAUUUUAAAGUCUUGCAAUUCUGCUACUGAAACAAAUAAGCCAGUUAAUAAUAUACUACAACUAAAAGCUUUGGUUGAUAUUAGCGAUCCAGAUGGUAAUUUCUUGAUCAGCUUUAUGCUUUAUAUGAAAAUGUUGACUACAUUGCAAAAUUUACAAUUACGAUCAAAAAUAUCUGAAUUAAUGUUAAAUAUUUUGUCAAAAAAUUGCACAUAAUUGAAAUUAGUUUUAAGUUGUAGUUUAAGCUUUUUAAUAAAUUGUAAAGAAAUUAAAAAGGAAAGGUUAAAGGUUACAUGAAUGACAUUAAACAUUAAUGAAUCUGGGAAACAAUAUCACCAGCUUUAUAAUUUCGAACAAGAUGUUGAAAAGGAUUCUUAUGAAGAAGAACAACUAAAAAGUGAAAAGUGAAGAAGUAGCGGAUUCAAUAGAUGUUGAGCAAAAUUUUAAAAUCGAGGUAGAAUCAUAUUCCACGAAUGAUGAAGAAGAUAGUGAAAGACUAUGGAUUAGAAUCGAGAAUUCGGAGGAAACUAAGAAUAAUGACGAUAAAGAAGCUGUAGAUAUAACACCUAAGGCAAGACACUCUACUUCCCCCUUUAACGGUUCGAGCCAAUAUGCCCAAUUUGAUAUUGAGUAUUUUAACGAAUUCUUUAUCUGAUAACAAACUUGAAACACAAAAGAUAAAGAUCUUUGGUUGAAGUUUUAUCGAAAAUUUUCUACAAAAAGAUAUUUUGAUUGAACAUUUUCUAUAAAAAGAAAAUUAGAUAGAAAAUUUUUUAU